AUGCUGGGCGCGAUAGAAGAGAACCACAACUGCGGCGACAUGUACGUCGAAAAGACCAUACACGACGUCGUACUGGACAACAUCCCAAAGUUCUCGGAGCACUCGGUCAACACCGCCAAGGUGAAGCUGCAGAACCAGACAAUGAGCCAUACCGAAGGAGGCUGGCCGAAGGAGAUCGACCACAUGGAAGCGCAGGAUUGUCUAAAGUUCAUCAAGCGCCUUGAGAAGGACCCGUCGUACAGCGCGGCAGUCAGGCAGUUAACGGUGCAGACAACGAAGUGUUUGGAGCAGAACAACACUAUCGAUUUGUUUGAGCAUUACUUCCACAUGGAGGAGCCCGAGCACAUGCCCGAGUCGUUGACAAUGAAGACAGUGGCCUUAUUCAAGGACCCCUGCGAUGAGAAGCGUAGUGUGACCAAGAUUGGCUGGCACCCAGAGGGCCCCACUAAGCUUGUCUGUUCUUACUCCAACCUCCGGUUCCAGCGAAUGACCGACGAAAUGCCCAUGAACUCGUUCAUUUGGGACAUCUCUGAACGCAACGAGCCACUGACUGAGCUGAGGACGUCUUCGCCAAUGGUCUGCUGCGAGUACAACCAGAGGAACCCCGAUUUCUUAGUCGGAGGCUGCUACAAUGGUCUUCUCAACUUCUUCGACCUCAGGACACAUGGGCCAGCCCCUGCGACGAAGUCUACCGUGGAGGUGUCUCAUUGGGAUCCCGUCUACGACGUGAAGUGGAUGCAGACCAAGACCAAUUCCGAGUGCGCUUCCGUGUCGUCGGAUGGCCGGUUGUUGUUUUGGGACGUGCGCAAGAUGGACGAAGUCCUCGACGAGUGCGUAUUGACGGAUGGUGGCAAGGAGGCCAAGACGUUCGGCGGCGUCUCGUUGGAGUGGAUGCAGGAGGCUGGCCCAUCGAAGUUCCUCGUAGGAACGGAGCACGGCAUCAUCCUCUCGUGCACCAAAAAGCCGAAGAAGAACGUGGAGGUGUCCACCUGGUACGGGCAGGAGGAGAAGGGCGGCUACGGCCGGCACUUCGGCCCCGUCUACUCCGUGAAGCGCAACCCUUUCCACGUGAAGUACUUCCUGAGCGUGGGGGACUGGUGCGCCAAGCUGUGGAUGGAGGAUCGAGGAGGAGAACCGAAGGGCCCCAUGCUGCAGACGCCCUUCUACCCGUCCUACAUCAGCGCGGCAGCGUGGAGCCCCACGCGGCCAGGCGUGUUCUUCCUCACCCGCCACGACGGCCGCCUCGAGACGUGGGACUACUUCUACCGGAUGAACGAGGUCUCUCUGUCGCAGAAGGUGUCCGACGCCGCGCUCACCUCCCUGAGCGUGCAGGCGCAGGGCUCGCUGGCCGCCGUGGGCGACUCCGACGGCGUCGUCACGCUGCUGAAACUCUGCGACGCCCUGGCGCAGCCUGGCCCCAACGAGAAGAACGUCGUCGGGCAGAUCUUCGACCGCGAAACGAGGCGCGAGAAGAACUUGGAGGCGAUCAAGAAGCAGUCCGGGAAGCCGACGGGCGCAAAGGAGGACAAGGCCCGCGCCGCGAUCACCAUCGACCGGGCGGAGUACGAGGAGCGCGAGAAGGCGUUCUUCAGCGACGUGGGCCUCUCGGGGGACGACCUGGGCACCAAGCUGACAGGCGUGAAGGCCGUGGUCGCGAAGGCGUGA
Molecule: messenger RNA, 1665 nt
Organism: Prorocentrum cordatum
Lineage: Eukaryota; Dinophyceae; Prorocentrales; Prorocentraceae
Source: the annotation of a GenBank genome assembly